AAAUGUUUAUGGUAACGAAGAUCUGAUAAUGGAAGACAUUAAGAACUUAGAAAAGGAAGCACAGUGUGCUCUUUUUCGCAAUGACAAUAAAUGUGCCCUAGCAAAAUACAAUGAAUGUUUACUACUGUGUGAACAACAUAACUUGCGGGAAGAUUUUAAGAGAAUAUUUGGUUUCAAAGUAAUAUUAGCAACCCUAGUGCAACAACAAGAGGAGGCUCUUUAUGAUUCUAUAAAAUAUGUCAUGCUUGAAAAUCACACCGAAGAGGGGUUUUGGUGUGCAUCUAAUGCAAUGAAAAAACUGGAGAAAUUCGAUAAAGCUUUGGAAUAUCUUAUUCAAGGAUACUUGGGCGCAGUUGAGCCAUGUCUAUUUUUAAUAAAAAUAGUGCAUAUUCUAGUUGCUCAUCGGUCACCAAAAGAAAAACAAUUUUUAUCGGAUACACUUAAGCAAUACACACAUUUAACUGCGGGCUCUGUAGAAUUACAAACAGCUGUUGUUCAGAAAUUAGCCGAGGAGAAUUGCUGGGAAGGCGUUAGUUUAUUGGUCACUGGGAUACACGACGGACCAGUAAGUAGCCUAGAUAAAUCUGCAUCAAACUGUUCCGCACAGAAAGUACCAGUUGGAAAGCUUUUGGGGGAUGUGUCUACAGAAAGUUUGAAACAUUAUGGGAUAGAACUUGCAAAGGUAUUGCUUGAAAAUGGAGCAUCUGUGCAGGGAAUAGAGAAAUAUUUGAAAAUACCAAUAGUACAUGUAGGAGUGAAGAUUGCAUUAGAAACAGAGAACAUUAUGUUAUUGCAAUGGUGUUUUGAAAAUUACUUGAAAACAGAAAGGCAAAGAAAUGAGACUGAGAAAGAUGGAAACUCGGUUUUACACAUCGUAGCAAAGGCCACUAUUGGAAAUGAAAAACAAGGAAUAGAUAUUUUGAAAAUUCUUCUUGAGAAGGGAUGUUCACCUAAUCUCUUAGAUGCAGACGGAAAACAACCGAUAGAAUACAUUACCACAGAAGAUUUUCGAUAUCCAUUAUUAAAUCGAGUAACAAAUAUUGAUGAUAUGUCAUUUUCCUCAAGUCCAAUGUCACCUGAUGAAACCGAGAAAGAAUCUCCAGUUGAAGACUUUGAUGAAGGAAAACAUGCUGUUGAAAAGGAUUUUGAUUUCUUUUUGCAAAAGGCUAAUGAAUCAUUUCAACAAGGAAUGCUCAAACAGGCUGUAGGUGAUUAUGUAAAAGCUUUAGAAGCACUUAAAAGUGCUGAUGAUAAGACCAAGCUCGUGAAUGUUCACUGUUCCAUAACUGAGUGUUACCUUGGGUUGGGGAACUUUACCACUGCUUUUGAACAUGCAGCUAGUAAUUUACCCGGAGAUUCACUUUCAUCAAAGCCUUGA
Saccostrea echinata is the source of this 1378-nucleotide messenger RNA. RefSeq lists its product as uncharacterized. The transcript is spliced from 6 exons. Bases 29 to 1378 code for a protein of 449 amino acids. NCBI's taxonomy places the organism in Eukaryota, Metazoa, Mollusca, Bivalvia, Ostreida, Ostreidae. The record is from RefSeq and is a predicted model, not a curated record. Gene Ontology annotation, molecular function: protein binding.